AUGGAGCCACCAAGUCUUCCAAUGGCGGCAAAAGACUGGACCACCACCAGUCUCCACCGUGUACUAUGUAUGCAAGGCGGUGAAGGUGACGUCAGCUACGUCAACAAUUCCGAUAGCCAAGCUUUGGCUAUAACCUUAAGCAAACCAAUCCUUAUCUCAUCUCUCCAAUCCAUCAAACUCUUCUCCUCUCCGGUCAUCAGAAUAACCGACCUUGGCUGCGCCACCGGCUCCAACACUUUUGCUACUGUUGAUACGGUGGUUGAGACUUUACGGCGGCUAUUCACUGCCGUGUACGGUGGUGGAUCACCGGAGUUUGAGGCCUUCUUCUGUGAUUUACCUAGUAAUGACUUCAACAUGUUGUUUAGAUUAUUGUCUGAGAAACAGAAAGUUGAUACGCCAAAUUAUUUCGCCGGCGGCGUCGCUGGCUCCUUCUAUGACCGGCUUUUCCCGAGAGGAACGAUCCAUGUCGCUGUGAGCUUAAGUGCUCUACAUUGGCUCUCUCAGAUACCGGGGAAAGUACUGAACAAGGGAUCAAUAACGUGGAACAAAGGGAAAACGUGGAUCGAAGGAGCGAAGAAAGAAGUGGUUGAUGCAUACGCAGAGCAAUCAGACAAAGAUUUGGAUGAUUUCUUGAAGUGUCGGAAAGAAGAAAUGGUGGAGGGAGGAGUGUUGUUUGUGUUAAUGGGUGGUCGUCCUUCAGGCUCAAGUAGUCAAUUUGGUGACCAGGAUACUCGAGCAAAACAUCCUUUCACAACUACCAUGGAACAAGCUUGGCAAGAUUUAAUAGAUGAGGGUUUGAUAGAUGAAGAGACAAGAGACGGAUUCAACAUUCCAGCGUACAUGAGAAGUCCCGAGGAAGUGGCUGCUGGAAUAGAACGCAUCGGUGGUUUCAAGAUAGAGAAAAUGGAAUACAUGAAAAUAGUUGAGCACUCUGAUGAGAAACAAGAGGAGUGGAAAAAAGAUCCUGUUUCAUACGGACGAGCCAGGACCAACUUGGUUCAAGCUGCUAUUCGUCCUAUGGUCGAGGUCUAUCUUGGCCUGGACCUAUGCGAUGAGCUCUUCAAAAGAUAUGAAAACCGGGUUUCUACAACUCGAGAAUUUCUCCAUAUAACUUGUUUCUUUGGACUCGUCGCUUUUUCUGCCAUUCGAAUUUGA
This is a messenger RNA of Eruca vesicaria subsp. sativa (arugula), 1155 nucleotides long. The record is from the annotation of a GenBank genome assembly. Lineage: Eukaryota; Viridiplantae; Streptophyta; Magnoliopsida; Brassicales; Brassicaceae.